This is a messenger RNA of Dibothriocephalus latus, 840 nucleotides long. The record is from the annotation of a GenBank genome assembly. NCBI's taxonomy places the organism in Eukaryota, Metazoa, Platyhelminthes, Cestoda, Diphyllobothriidea, Diphyllobothriidae.
GAUUCCACGAUGGAUCCAACGCCCGGGGCUGUUACUCCCGAAGCUUUGGUCACAAAGUUAAAAAGCCAAGGCUUUUUUGACAAGGUACGCAAAAAGUGCCUCGAGCGUGUCGAAUCUGAGGAAGAGUACCAUCAACUUUUGGAAAAUGUUGACAGUCUGGUUUCCCGUUUCCUUCAACUAUGCGAGUCCGUUGGCGUUGACUACCAAAAGUGGCUGGCGAGACGGGAAGCCAAGACGAAGGCGGAUUUUUCGACCCUGCCACCAGUAUUGCCCACUCUGGUCCCCCCACCACCUCUCUCCUUCCAAGCCCCUGAUGCCACCCUUCCAGUCCUCACAUCCUCAACUGUUCCCCAGCCAACCCCAUUCCCGUUUAUGCCCGCUAACUUCUGUCAGCUUCCGCCCCCCAUUCACCCCAUAACUAACCAGCCUGCCCUACAGCCACAGUUUACUUCACAGACCCUCCCCACAGACGCCCAAAUCCAUAUUCCUGGUGCUACGGUGCCCCCAAUACCUGUCGUACCACCGUUACGACCCAAUACCGCUUCGGAAGAAACCACUGACGCUUCAGUCCCUCGAAAGACUUCUGGAACCGAGACAAACGCGCUCAUAAAGGACGAAGAACUAGAUGUUGCGGGUGAGGAGUUGCUUCAGUGUGAUGACUCAAUGGAUGUUGAAUCCUCAGAAUCACAAGUAUCGCCAACAAGGGACAAGGAGUACAAGGAGCAGGAUGAUAGUGCCUACAUGCCGGAUGAAGAUAUCACCUUUCUACCGCCCUCCAACACGGAAUCGAAGCAGACCCCGGCCGCCCGCAAGGUUGUAUGGGAGGGUAUGAAAAUGGAG